UAGGAAAUUAUACGACGAAACAGGUAGAAGGGGGUCACCUCAAUGAGACAUGCUGUGCUGUUUGUCCCUGAGGCCAAAAAAAAAAAAAAAAAAAGAAGAACCUUUAGUGCAACCACUCAACUAGACUCCCCCACUCAAUCUUCCCUUCAAAUCUCUUCACAUCUCCCUUCUGCUUGCCACUGAAAUCAGAGCAAACUGGUCCAUUAACAAUCCCAAGCUAUUCAAUCCUCCCUCUUCAACUUCCAUAAGAAACCCACAUGUUGAUUCUCCCAUGUUGAGUCCAAGGUUGAUUUGUUUUCCUAGGAUUGUUUACAUGUCUUAUGGAUUUUUCCAGCGGCCUAGUAUGAGUCCUAGAACUUCACUGAGAAAGAUAUGGUUAAUUCAGCAUGAACUCUGAAUCCUAGGAUUUAUGUUCUUUCACCUAUCUUGUUUAAGUGGAUUUCUCCAGAACUGUUAACGGAAAAUAUGGGAAUCGACCUCUGCUCGGAGAAUUCAAGCAUGAGUCCAAGGAUUUCAUUCUCCCAUGAUCUCUCCCUCUCAGACAUCCUGCCCAUAGAGCACCGGCCCUUCCGGUCGAACUCCAUGGGGCCCAACUCGAGCUUCGACUUCGACUUCGUCCCGCUUGAUCAGGAGCCCUCUUCCGCGGACGAGAUCUUCUCAGAUGGGAAAAUCCUCCCGAUCCAGAUCAAGAAGAAGGCAACCGGCGCUUCAUCAUCUGCCUGGAAGGAUCAUCCAAUGCCAGAUGAAUCGAGGAAGCAGGGCGGCGGCUCGAGUGGAGUAAUCAAUACUGAAGCAGAGGAAAAGCCAAGUUUGGGUUCGGGUUCGGGGUCCAAGUCCUUCUGGAGGUUCAAGAGGAGCAGGAGCUUGAACUCUGGGAGUGGCCAUGGAAGAAGCCUGAGCAUAUGCCCUCUGCCUCUCCUGUCAAGGAGCAACUCGACUGGGUCCGCGGCUCCCUACGUGAAGAACUCAACAUUCUCCAAGGAAAACAGUGACAGCAAUUCCAGCAGCAAGAAGCAGUCUCUUAAGAAUGCCAACCUUUCUUCCCCAUUGAAGCCAUCCCAAGCUUCUUCUUCAUCAUCAUCAACAUCUUUCAGUGGCAGUUAUCAGAAGCCGCCACUGAGGAGGGGGAACGGGAUGAAGGUUAAUCCUGUGUUGAAUGUGCCUUCGGGGAAUUUGUUUGGGUUGAGUUCGGUGUUCUUCAGUGGGAAAGACAAGGCCAGUAAGAGGAAGUGAUGUGAUGAUUCGUUUGUUUCCUUGUCUGUUGCUCUCUUUGUUCAUUCCCGCUUGAAUGCAUCCUAUGUGAAGAUUGUGUUAGUUUGAUGAAUGGUGUGCCAUCAGUUCAUUAUAGAAUUCGAAUACUUGAAACGUUCAUUACCCGUUGCAGGUCGGUUGGAAUAUGAACUGAAUUUUGGAACCGUAUGACUAAAGAAGCCGAGGGUCAAAAUACCAUAUGUAGACAUGCCCUUGUUAUAUCAAGAGAAAAAUAUAGUUUUGGUCCUC
This is a messenger RNA of Punica granatum (pomegranate), 1500 nucleotides long. NCBI's taxonomy places the organism in Eukaryota, Viridiplantae, Streptophyta, Magnoliopsida, Myrtales, Lythraceae. The record is from RefSeq and is a predicted model, not a curated record.